Messenger RNA from Priapulus caudatus, 953 nucleotides. Its product is annotated as 60S ribosomal protein L7-like. The transcript has 2 exons. Gene Ontology annotation, cellular component: cytosolic large ribosomal subunit. Lineage: Eukaryota; Metazoa; Priapulida; Priapulimorpha; Priapulimorphida; Priapulidae. Gene Ontology annotation, molecular function: RNA binding; structural constituent of ribosome. The record is from RefSeq and is a predicted model, not a curated record. Bases 119 to 859 code for a protein of 246 amino acids. Gene Ontology annotation, biological process: maturation of LSU-rRNA from tricistronic rRNA transcript (SSU-rRNA, 5.8S rRNA, LSU-rRNA).
ACGCGAAUGCGCCCAUCUUCCUUUUUAGUAUCCGCCACUGUGUCGUUAGUGGUGCGGAUUAUAAGUUCAUAGAAGUUUUGACUGAAACUGGGUUUUCAGUGACAAUUAGACACCAACCAUGACGAGCACAGACAAGAAGAAGUUACCGCAGGUACCCGAAUCCAUCCUUAAGAAGCGGAAGCAAGUAGCCGAGCUUAAGGCCAAGCGCCUCCAGAACAAGCUUCAGAAUAAGAAAAGAAACAAGGCAAAGAGAGUGGAGUACUUCAAACGCGCUGAGCAGUACGUCAAGGAGUAUCGCACCGCAGAGAAGGAUGUCAUCAGGCUGACGAAGCAAGCGCGCCUUAAAGGCAACUUUCAUGUACCAGCCCAACCAAAGGUUGCUUUCGUAAUGCGCAUUCGCGGAAUCAAUGGCGUUCACCCGCGUGUAAGGAAGACGCUGCAGCUGCUGCGUCUGCGUCAGAUCAACAAUGGCGUCUUCGUGCGUUUGAACAAGGCUACCAUCCAGAUGCUGCGCAUUGCUGAGCCGUACAUUUGCUGGGGCUAUCUAAACCUAAAGAGUGUACGAGAUCUCGUCUACAAAAGAGGCUUUGCAAAGGUUAACAAAUGCCGGGUACCAAUAAUCGCCAAUGCGGUUAUUGAGAAGUCUCUUGGCAAGUUGGGCAUCAUCUGCAUUGAGGACAUUGUCCACGAGCUCUUUACCGUUGGUCCCAACUUCAAGCAGGUGAGCAACUUCCUGUGGCCAUUCAAGCUGAACACACCAACUGGUGGCUGGCGCAAGAAGGCUAACCACUUCGUUGAGGGUGGAGAUUUCGGCAACCGCGAGGACAUGAUUAAUUCUCUUCUGAGGAAGAUGAUCUAAUUGUGGCAUAUAUUGAAAUCUAGAUGGAACGCGGAAAAAGAUGGUUGCUGUAACGAUGUUGGUUAAAAUAAACCUGCUAUAUCGUUAAGAGAUA